Syngnathus typhle (broad-nosed pipefish) is the source of this 1767-nucleotide messenger RNA. RefSeq lists its product as uncharacterized. Bases 399 to 1253 code for a protein of 284 amino acids. The record is from RefSeq and is a predicted model, not a curated record. NCBI's taxonomy places the organism in Eukaryota, Metazoa, Chordata, Actinopteri, Syngnathiformes, Syngnathidae. The transcript has 2 exons.
GCUACAAUCACAUCUAACUACUGAACGAACUUCAGACGUGAGCGAUAGGAAAACAUCUGAGGGUAUCAUUUUGUUAAAAGGAUUUUAUUUCGCUUCAAGCAGACAAGUCUGUUUGCAGCCACUUCCAAUUUUCAAUGUAAUGAGGGCUGAUGAUCGCUUAGAAAUGGAGGUUAAAAAAAAAAAAAAAAAAAACACUACAUGAAGCCAAACUUAUUGCAACCAAUGAGGGCAUUUGACGAGAACUCUCUGACCAGAAGUUCUCACAUUCCAUGACAGAGCCUGGGAAUAAGAUUAAUAAGAGUGCGAGAGAGACCAGCCUGACCUUCAUCUCGCCAUUCCACUUUUUCUCCUGAGACAAGACCAGGCACUUGGUCAUUUCGAAGGAUCCCUCACACUUAAUGAUUGAGUUGCUUGGAAGUGGUUGCACAGGCUCAGUCUGGGAGCUGUAUUUCUUUUUUUACACGUUCCAUACAUCACAUGGCCCUGUGAUGUCACACAACCUCCUUGAACCAGAGAGCGACUUUUUGAUGACCAUCAGCAGACAAAGAGAAAUCGCCGAGUUGGGAGUCCGAUUGUCUUCAUCGUCUCUGUCCAUUUCCAGAUCAUUAACUCUAUUCGGGGCGGAGAAACUCUCAAUACCGGUGUCAUUGCCGUAUGAAGAGAUCCUAAUAUCUGGUGCUGUGGACAUAGGUGGAGCAUCACAGAGAAAAAAGUCACAACAGGCUUUUACAGCCAGGACCCCCAGUCAAAAGGAAACCAAAGUGUCGAAAAGGUCUGCAGCACCCACCACCCUACAGGGGCAGCAUAAACCUUCUUCCCAAGGGACAAAACCAAGAGCGGUGUGCAGUGACUCCGUCAAGGAGGAGAGCAAAGGACAGCAGAUCAUCACGCAGCAGGUCAUGGGGCAGCAGAUCGUCGGGCAGGAGAUCGUCAAACAUCCUCAAGCGGCUGGCCCGCCCAACACCCAUCAGAAAGGCUCUCCGCAAAAAAAGCCCAAACCCAGAAUGACGCCCAAAACAAACACUGACAAUUUCACCUGUACGUUAGAAGACUGUAUGUAUCAUAAAUCCACGAAUCAGUUUGAGCCGGACAAGAAAUUGGAGGCAGUCAGAACCGGUGCAGGGCCAGCAGUCCAUAAGUACCGGGGUGUUAAAAAACCUGAGCUAGGCCCUGGAUCUGAGAUACGGAUCCCGUAUAGACCCAAAGGAGGGAUGCUUUUUGAUCCAGAACUAAGGUAUAGUCCACGACUAUGAUGUGUAGCAUUUGAUUUCAUUUCAAAUCGAUCAUCUUUCGAAAUAAAGUGAGUGUGAGAACAAAUGGUCUACAAUCGAUGGAAAAGAGGAAGCUUGCUGCAUCGAAAAUGCAACUCCAAACACUGAAUGGGAUUUUUUUCUGUGAGAUUGUAGCAGGUGUGUGCUACAGGUGUUUUUUUUAGUUGUUAAAAAAAAAACAUUUGUAGCUCACGCAUGUGGCUAGAAUAUCGAUAUCACUGAAUAUUUUAUAAUUGUAUGUGUCUCAAGUGGCACAGAUAGUAUGUAAGACUGGAGUUCCCUCAAGCUUUGUGCUUAUCUACACCCUAUGGACAGUAUCAAAUCUUCAAAUCAAGUUUGUACAGAUUGUAUAUAUUUUUUUCUUUGUUUUUGUUAAAGAUAAAAUCUCAAAAUGCUCAUAUCGUUCAUCCAGAUGAUAAAACUUCUCCAGAAAACUGUAUAUUUAUUGGGACUGAGUGAAAGGCAUAAGUUGAAUUUUCCAAUAAAAAUAUACAGA